AUGGCCUCCGAUUCCAAACUCCGUAAGUAUUUGACAGUUUAUGUACAUUAUAAUGGUUUAUUUGCACCAAAACCAUUAGUGUACUUGAACUCUGUUGUUGUUUCAAUCGCUGAUGUUGAUUUUGGUGGAAUGGAUCUCAAAGAUUUUAGGUUGUUCAUUGAAAAGUUGAUUGAAGGCAGUUGCGAUAAUGUAUAUUAUUGCACUAGAAAUGAACCAUUGGCAGAGGGUAUUAGGAGAAUUGGGAAUGAUGCUGACUACUAUGAGUUUAUUGAAACGGGUUAUAGUGAUGAAGUUGGUCUAACAAUGAAUGUGUAUAUAGACCACGAAAAUGAACCUGUACUUAAUUGGGCUGAUAUGGAAGUAGUAGAAGAUGAUGAAGGGCAUUAUUCUGAGCCAGACGUGGAUGAUGAUAAAGAGUCACAACUUUCUGAUGAUAUUCCAUAUGAGCAUGAAGCAGAUGGUUACAUUCCUUCUCUUGACAAAACUAUUGGUGAUGAAUUCUUACACCGGGUGUCAGGUAUUUCUAAGGAUAAAAAUGAUGAGCUUGAAACUGAUGAGGUUGAAACCAACAAUGGGGAUGACAAACCAGUGUUCCCUGUCCAUAAUGAGAACUAG
Lactuca saligna is the source of this 615-nucleotide messenger RNA. The record is from the annotation of a GenBank genome assembly. Lineage: Eukaryota; Viridiplantae; Streptophyta; Magnoliopsida; Asterales; Asteraceae.